UAGUCUUUACUACUUGUAGGUUCCUGAAGGCAGAUAGCUGCAGAGGCAGAUUUUCUAUGUUUUCUCUGUUUUACCUCCCCUGGGGUCCCAGUUCUCUGAGGAGGUCAAACACCUCCUCUGCUUUGUGCUCAGUCUUUCUUUGUGAGGUGCAUGGAAUCUUAAUACUAUCUUCUAAAAUAGAUAGAAAGAUGGGUAAUUGUUGGGGUUUUAGUUGUUUUACUUGUUUUACAAGCUUAGAAAUAUUAAAAUAGAUAUUUUCCUCAUCUUAAGCUUGUCCGGGGAUUUACGGCAUUCCUGUCUCAGAAGAACAAAGCAGCUUGGAGUUGAAGGAAAUCUGUAAAUGGUGGCAUGCCACAGCAGCCUGUGGCACCUGUGUGUGUAGGGAUGAUGUAUGACUCAUAGGAAGACUAAUCCAACCAUGGAUAGUGUGAAUAGCUCAGAGGGUCCCUGGCUACAAAGAUUUGCAAAUGGGAAGCCUUUGAGAAAACCCAAACGGCAACAGCCUUGGAAGGCAGCACCUGAUCAAAGCCAAGACAUCAUUGCUUCUGUUCAGUGCCUCUUGGACAGAGAAAAUUUUGUGAGGGAGGUGGACAGAUAUUUGAGGCACUGUGAUUUCCUAGAUCUGAGAAAGACAGAGCUUCUGUACAAAAAAUACCUUGAGGAUGUUUCAGAGCCAUUUAUGCAGAAAAUGAAGGACCAAAUGCACAGCCAGUCAGAGGAAGAAGUGCAGAAAAGGAGACGAGAACAAUUCUCUCAGUAUUUGAACUACUGUGCAAAGAAGGGCUAUGUGUUUUUGGAUCAUUAUGACCCAGCUGAGUACGAUCCAUUCUUCCAGAAGACGUGCAGAGACUGCUGGAAGGAUGAAAGUCAUCAACUGGCACAAUGACAGAGAGAGCCAGUGAUGCCACCUGUCCUCCAGCUGACCACAGCAGCAAGGACAGCCAUCAAAGGUACCAGUUACAAAAUAGGUCACGUGCACUGCCGAAGCAAGUGAGAACAGGCCAGGUCUUUGGACAAACUGCAAUAAACUUACUGUCUUAAACAUGUAGUUCUGAAA
This is a messenger RNA of Cyanistes caeruleus (blue tit), 1057 nucleotides long. It is a transcript of the gene FAM228B, whose product is annotated as family with sequence similarity 228 member B. The record is from RefSeq and is a predicted model, not a curated record. Lineage: Eukaryota; Metazoa; Chordata; Aves; Passeriformes; Paridae.